AUGGGACCAGGGCUUUGGCGACGUGGAGGAUGGGUUGCGGCUUCGAGAAGGGAGGGAGCGGCGGCGCCGGCGUCGGCAUUUCGUCAGUCGCAGGCGUUCCGGCCGUCGCCAACUCGGCCAGUUUACUUUAUCCGUAACGAUAUUUCUUUUCUCGAAAUCGGAAAUGAGUGGGCUGGGCCGAAUGCAGUUAGGCCCGUGCGGUGCUACUCUUUCACGGAGCCCAUGAUUGAGAUAUCAGCCCAGGUAGAAAGAGAGGGGACAGAAUCGUGGGCUGGGACCUGUCGUCUUCGUCUCCGGCGGAACAAAGCGGCGGCGAGGCGGGACAUAGAGAGGAGGAGAGCCGAGAGCGGGAUGGGGUACCUGUGGCGGGUGCGUCUGUCGUCGUUCGCUGCCGGCGUAGCGACGGCAUCGGCGGCGGGGUUCUUCCUCCUCUACAAGGACCACCUGCUUGCCCGCGCCGCCAUCACCCGCCAGGUGGAGGACAUUAAGGAAACUUCUGAAAAGCACCAUGCAGCCCUAAAUAAGAGGAUAUCAGCACUGGAAAGCAGAAAAGAAUCUGGAACUAUCAAAGAGGCAUCAGAUUAA
Molecule: messenger RNA, 585 nt
Organism: Miscanthus lutarioriparius
Lineage: Eukaryota; Viridiplantae; Streptophyta; Magnoliopsida; Poales; Poaceae
Source: the annotation of a GenBank genome assembly